This is a messenger RNA of Symphalangus syndactylus (siamang), 4268 nucleotides long. RefSeq names its product chromosome 20 C17orf75 homolog (gene C20H17orf75). NCBI's taxonomy places the organism in Eukaryota, Metazoa, Chordata, Mammalia, Primates, Hylobatidae. The record is from RefSeq and is a predicted model, not a curated record. Gene Ontology annotation, cellular component: trans-Golgi network.
UUUCGCUUUUGCUGGCUGUGCUUGCUGAGCAGUUUGGGUUUCUUUUGAAAAGGAGCAGGAGCCUCUAGUAGAAUGGUGUUUCACCAUGUUAGCGAGGCUGGUCUCGAACUGCUGGGCUCGAGUGAUCCGCCCGCCUCCGCCUCCCAAAGUGCUGGAUUGCAGGCUUGAGCCGCUGCGCCCGACACAAGAAAGGUUUCUUGAGGAGUCACCGGGAGCAAGCAAGGAGUCGCUGGAUGGAGAUGAAAAGGAACUAGAGAGCAGCGAAGAGGGAGGUUCAGCCGAGGAGCGGAGACUCGAGCCGCCGUCCAGCAGCCACUACUGUCUUUACAGCUACCGCGGAAGCAGAUUGGCACAGCAACGAGGGGACAGUGAUGACGGAAGCCCAAGUGGCACAAAUGCAGAAACUCCCUCUGGUGAUGAUUUCAGCCUCUCCUUGGCAGAUACUAAUCUACCAUCCGAAGUGGAGCCAGAGCUGCGCAGUUUCAUUGCUAAGCGUCUUUCAAAAGGUGCAGUCUUUGAAGGACUGGGUAAUGUUGCAUCUGUGGAGCUAAAAAUUCCAGGUUACCGAGUUGGUUGUUAUUACUGCCUUUUCCAAAAUGAAAAACUGCUUCCUGAAACAGUAACAAUAGACUCUGAACAUAACCCUUCAGAAUAUGUGGUCUGCUUUUUAGGAGGGUCUGAAAAAGGACUUGAGCUUUUCAGGCUUGAAUUGGACAAGUACAUUCAAGGGCUGAAAAAUAACAUGAAUUGUGAGGAAAGGGGCCUGGAGAGUCACAUAAAAUCCUAUCUGAGCAGCUGGUUUGAGGAUGUUGUAUGCCCAAUCCAAAGGGUUGUUCUUCUCUUUCAGGAAAAGCUUACCUUUCUGCUACAUGCUGCUUUGAGUUACACUCCUGUUGAAGUUAAAGAAUCAGAUGAAAAAACAAAGAGAGACAUUAACAGGUUUCUGAGUGUGGCCAGUCUUCAAGGACUUAUUCAUGAAGGCACCAUGACUUCUUUGUGCAUGGCCAUGACAGAGGAGCAGCAUAAGUCUGUGGUCAUCGAUUGCAGCAGCUCCCCGCCUCAGUUCUGCAAUGCAGGAAGUAACCGGUUUUGUGAGGAUUGGACGCAAGCUUUUUUAAAUGGUGCUGAAGGAGGUAACCCUUUUCUUUUCCGACAAGUACUGGAGAACUUUAAACUAAAGGCCAUACAAGACACAAACAAUUUGAAGAGAUUUAUCCGACAGGCAGAAAUGAAUCAUUAUGCUUUGUUUAAAUGUUACAUGUUCCUAAAGAACUGUGGUAGUGGAGAUAUACUUUUGAAGAUUGUUAAAGUGGAACAUGAAGAAAUGCCUGAAGCCAAAAAUGUGGUAGCUGUCCUUGAAGAAUUCAUGAAAGAAGCUCUUGACCAAAGUAUUUGAUCGUAUGUUUUGAGAUAACUAUGAUCAAAUAUAUUUGUAUAUUUAAGUCUUAGUGUUUGAAAUUGCAGUUAUAAUUGUUCAUAGGAUUGCUAUUUAAGAUGAUUUGAAACUCAAUACAGAUUUUCUUUUCGUAUUUUACCAAUUUAACUUAAACAAAAAUCUGAGGAACAUCUUCACUGAGUCCUAGAUAGAUAUGUAUGUGAGAGUUGUGGAAUUUUAGUGUCUCACUGGCCCCAUAAAUUCCAGGCUUCAGGAAGUUGUUGCUUAAAAAAUUUCAGAGAUGAUUUUGUUUGUGGCUUUUCUCAGGAAAAGCCUGAGUUUGCUGCAGUAUUUAGCAACUUUUCUUCUCCAAAAAACCGUAAUACUUCCUUUUUAGUGGAUUGUAGCUUCUUAAAAAAAAAAUGUAAUCCUAGUCUUAGAACAGAUUAAUACCAUUACACCAUUUCAGAGAUAGAUCUGUGCAUCCUGUGGGUGCUUGAUACAUUUUUUUGUCUAGUUGAUAAUGGCAUGGAUGAUAAAGUCAGAUUUUAAGUCAAUAUGCAAAUCCUGAGUAUGUAGAAAAUUAAAUGAGCUUUAAAAAUCGAUGCACUAGCUUCAAGAUAAAAUAUUAUCUUUGAGCUGGGCGCGGUGGCUCAAGCCUGUAAUCCCAGCACUUUGGGAGGCCGAGGCGGGCAGAUCACGAGGUCAGGAGAUCAAGACCAUCCUGGCUAACACAGUGAAACCCCGUCUCUACUAAAAUACAAAAAAUUAGUUGGGCUUGGUGGCGGGCGCCUGUAGUCCCAGCUACUCUGGAGGCUGAGGCAGGAGAAUGGCAUGAACCUGGGAGGCAGAGCUUGCAGUGAGCCGAGAUCGCGCCACUGCACUCCAGCCUGGGCGACAGAGCGAGACUCUGUCUCAAAAAAAAAAAAUUAUCUCUGAGAGAAAACUACUGCAGAAAUCGCCCCCAGUCACCAUUUCAUUUAUUUGUUCACAGGUAUUUAUGAAGAGCCUGUGUUUUCUUUUCUUUUUUUUUUUUUUUUUUUUUUGAGACGGAGUCUCGCUGUCGCGGAGUGCAGUGGCGAGAUCUCUGCUCACUGCAAGCUCCGCCCCCCGGGGUUCACGCCAUUCUCCUGCCUCAGCCUCCCGAGUAGCUGAGACUACAGGUGCCCGCCACCUCGCCCGGCUAAUUUUUUGUAUUUUUAGUAGAGACAGGGUUUCACCGUGUUAACCAGGAUGGUCUGGAUCUCCUGACCUCGUGAUCCGCCCGCCUCGGCCUCCCAAAGUGCUGGGAUUACAGGCGUGAGCCACCGCGCACGGCCGCCUGUGUUUUCCUUUAGGUGAAAAUGCUGGAGUUUUAAAACAGUGUUGAGAAAAGAAACAAAGUACAUACAGUUUACAAGCAAACUGUAACAUAAGGAAUGCAAACAGGUUCUUCCUAUUAGAGUUGCUCAUUGAUUUUAGUUUUUUGUACAUUUGUUACAAGCCUCAGAUUGUUUUACUCUGAAUCAAUUGAAAGUGCCCUCCGCUAGCUAUUUACAAUUCCCAUGGAAGCCUAUGUAGCUACAUACAUACAAUUGCAAUUUGCCCGGCAUAGCUCUUUAAUAAAUUCAUUUGAUAAUGAUUUUUGCUUAGAAGAACAGAAGUCUUGUGUUCUCACUUCCCUGAGGAUGCUCAGAGGAGCACAAACCCAUAAAACUGAGGAAUCCUUUCUUAAAUGGAUCUAAAUUCACAUUAAGUGCUGAGCUUUAACUUUCAAAAUGACUGACAAUGGCCUUCUGCUUUCUUCUCUACAUAAGCCUCGGGACAUGACUCACCAAGCAUUUCUUUUCUUUUAAUGAGAAAUACAAUUCAGAAUCUUCAUAAAUGCUUUCAUAUGGUUUUAAAUUUUAAUAACUUGGAUUGUAGGCAGUAUAGAAAAAAAUCUAAGUAGCAUUUUUCAUAGUAUUAAAGUGAGAGUGGCUGGGCACGGUGGCUCAUGCCUGUAAUCCCAGCACUUUGAGAGGCCGAGGCGGGUGGAUCAUGAGGUCAGGAGAUUGAGACCAUCCUGGCUAACACGGUGAAACCCUGUCUCUACUAAAAAUACAAAAAAUUAGCCGGGCGUGGUGGUAGGCACCUGUAGUCCCAGCUACUCAGGAGGCUGAGGCAGGAGAAUGGCGUGAACCUGGGAGGCGCAGCUUGCAGUGAGUCGAGAUCGCACCACUGUACUCAAGCCUGGGCGAGAGAGCGAGACUCCCGUCUCAAAAAAAAAAAAAAAAAAAAAAAAUAAGUCUGACGAACUGUGUAUCACUACUAUAGACAAGGAAAAUGUUGUCAUGGAACUGAAUAUCUUGGUCAUGAGAAGAAACCACAGAGUUCAUGACUAGAAACAUGUACUGUAUUCAAAUAAGCUACUAUCUUGGCUUUUAAAGUUUUUUUGUUUGUUUUUGUUUUUGUUUUAUUUUUUGAGACGGAGUCUCACUCUGUCGCCCAGGCUGGAGUGUGGUGGUGCAAUCUCGAAUCACUGCAACCUCCGCCUCCCGGGUUCAAGUGAUUCUCCUGCCUCAGCCUCCCGAGUAGCUGGGACUACAGGCGUGUGCCGCCACGCCUGGCUAAUUUUUUGUAUUUUUAGUAGAGACGGGGUUUCACCGUGUUAGCCAGGAUGGUCUUGAUCUCCUCACCUGGUGAUCCGCCCGCCUCGGCCUCCCAAAGUGCCGGGAUUACAGGCGUGAGCCACUGCGCCCAGCCAGCUUUUAAAGUUCUAAAAAGGAUUUGUUCAGACAUGGAAUAUAUUUAUGUAUAUUACUUGUGUGCUGUACACACAGAGGAAAUGUAUGUUUGUCAUGUAUGAAUGGCUUCAGUUUCUCUGUAAUUGAUUUGUAAUUAUAAUAAUUAAUAAAACUUAGCUUCUCAUCAA